UGGUGCGAUAGUACGGUGAAUGAUAAGCAUCAUGGACGAGCCCAUGACUAGAUAUAACGCGACCCUCCCGUCCUAGAUAGCACAAACUUCUUCUGGUCCCAUAUGAUUAAACUUUCUUCUACUCCUACUUCAACCUACACAACUAUCGUCCCUUUUUUUAAAACAGCGAGCUAGCUAAGACUAUAUUCAAGAUGCCUACCUUUGAAGAUUUCGACAUUGCCCAAGCCACUGAGAUGCAGGACAAGAAGGCUGCUGCCUCUACAUCCAACUCCAAUGGCCAUGGCAACUCCAACGGACACUCCAACGGACACUCCCACGGCAAUGUCACAGACCCAAAUUCUUUGCCCAUCCCCGGAGAUGAUGAAGAAGGACCCAUCGAGGUUCCUGCCUCGAGGUCAUCCAUCUCUGAAGCCGCAAAAUACAUGCACAACUUAAGCCAGGUUCCCUCUAUGAAGGAGAGAAGAGGCUCUCGCAACUCCUUCGGCGCUUCUCUUCCCAUUCCCCGAUCUAAGAGACAAUCACGCCUAUCGUCAGUCCACUAUCCCGAUGGAGACGAGACUUUUGGCCGCCCGACACGCCCGGGUAUGCCACCCAUCCAGCCAUCUCGUGCUAUCUUGGCCUCUCAAGUGCAGAGCGUCGAAGUCGAGAAGGUCAAGAAAGCCAAGAACAUGGCUUUCGCUUUCGACAUUGACGGUGUCCUUGUCCACGGUGACCGACUCAUUCCCGAAGGACGCCGCGCUCUGGAGAUCCUGAACGGUGACAACGAACUCGGCAUCAAGAUUCCCCACAUCUUCUUAACCAACGGAUCCGGAAAGCCCGAGAAGGCCCGUUGCGAACAGCUCUCAAAGAUUCUACAGAACCCCGUCAACACGGAACAAUUCAUUCAAUCACACACUCCCAUGAGCGCUCUUGCCGAAUACUACAACACCGUUUUAGUUGUCGGCGGCGAGGGCUACAGGUGCCGUGAAGUUGCCGAGGAAUAUGGCUUCAAGGAUAUCGUGGUCCCCAACGACAUUGUUGCUUGGGACCCGACUAUCGCACCUUACCGAGUGUUCACUGAUGAAGAGCGAGCCUCUUCUCGGCCACGAGACUUUACCAAGACUAAUAUCGAGGCUAUCCUAGUCUUCUCCGACUCUCGAGACUACGCGACCGACAUGCAAAUCAUCAUGGAUGUACUACGCUCCGAGAAUGGUCGUCUAGGUACUAUGGCUAAGGACCCCGUCUCUCAACGCGUCCCCAUCUACUUCUCGCAGGGUGACCUGUUGUGCCCCACAGAACACUGGACACCUCGCAUGUCUCAGGGUGCAUUCCGUAUCGGUCUUGAGGCCAUGUACCGAGCCCUAACCGGAAUCGACCUUGAGCGUGUCGUUUACGGAAAGCCCGAGACUGCUACAUACAAGUACGCCGAUGAGGUUCUCGCAUCGUGGAUGGAGCAGCUCCACGGCGAGGAGAGGCUUCCAGAAAACAUCUACAUGGUCGGUGACAACCCGGCCUCUGACAUCAUUGGCGGCAACAUGUACGGAUGGAACACAUGCCUCGUCCGCACCGGUGUAUUCCAAGGUGGUGAGAACGACGAGAACAACCCAGCCAACUUCGGCGUCUUCCCCAAUGUUCUGGAAGCAGUCCAAACAGCGCUACGGAAGCAAUUGGGAGAUGACUUCAAGAUGCACUUCGACGAACGGAUCAACCCGGUUCUGCACGGCGACGGAGCCGACACAGCUGCGAUUAUUUGAUUUGGAUGAUAUCAUUUGGGAUUUAAGUGGGAAUUUUUGGUGGGGGGCGUUUUUGGAUCGGGUCUUGAUGACUUUUUCUUUUCUUUGUUGAUAUCUAGAGCUUUACGACAUCAUCAUCAUCAUCAUCAUAUUCAGCAGCAUUGACUAACGAAUUCAAGACGAACUUAGAGAUAUUGGAAGACUGACAACCCCUUGGAAAGACAUUUAGAAUUUUUUCGAAAUCUUUUUAACUUAACCGGCUUCAUGCACACGGGCUUGUGAGAGGA
Molecule: messenger RNA, 1999 nt
Organism: Daldinia vernicosa
Lineage: Eukaryota; Fungi; Ascomycota; Sordariomycetes; Xylariales; Hypoxylaceae
Product: HAD-like domain-containing protein
Exons: 1
Coding region: 192-1733 (513 amino acids)
Biological process (GO): glycerophospholipid biosynthetic process
Cellular component (GO): mitochondrion
Source: RefSeq, a predicted model, not a curated record